GUUCCUAGUCCUCCUCCUACUGCUACUACUGAUGAAGUGAUCACCUAUGAUGAUGAUGAUGAUGAUCAUAUGUAUCAACAACAACAACAAAGGCAACUACCACUUCGACGAUCAAGAACUUUUGGAUUUGAAAAUGAUGAUCAAGAUACCUCUCGACGUUCCAGUUCUAUACGACGUAGUCAGUCCAUUCAUGAACAACCUUCAGAUCUACAACGUCGACGAUCAACUACCAUCCAAGAUCAAUUACAACAACGCAUAUGGGGUCGAUUUACACCUCAUCAUCAUCAUCGAUUAGAAUUCUCUCCCGGUGUAUCAUCUAAAGAUAUGGCAAGAUUCAAUCAAUACUACAACUUUCGCGCACGGUGUGCCACGACAUUUAUCUCCCUGACAGAACUCAAAGGAUAUGUUGACAUCAAUCGAAAAGGAUUUGACAAAAUUCUCAAGAAAUGGGAUAAAGUGACAGGAUCCAAUCUACGUACGACAUACAACGAAAAGAUGAUAACCAGUGCGGAUCCAUUUUUACCUCAUCAAAUGACCGAAUUGGAAAAGGCCAUUUUCUUGGUACGUGAUAUGUAUGCUGCCAUCUUCACACAAGGGGAUCCUCAUGCUGCUACAAGCGAACUCAAGUUACAUAUGCGCGACCAUAUCCAGUUUGAACGUACCACCGUUUGGAAGGAUCUUGUUGGGAAAGAACGUAUGACCAUGGAUGCUCAUGCUGCUGAUGUGAAAGAAGGUUAUCAGUUACCCUUUGGUUUGUUCCUCACAAAACAUGCUUUGCGUUGCUCUGUCUUUUUGAUGUGUGCUGUCAUCCCCUAUGGUGCUUUCAUGUCCAUCGAUGUCUUCAAUGAUGUACCGGCUUCCAAAUGUCUAGGCCUUCUGUUAUGUGCUGCCAUCAUGUGGGCUUUCGAGUGUCUUCCUAUCUAUGCUACUGCUUAUCUAAUCCCACUCUUGGUGCCGACCAUGGAUAUCAUCCAACAAAAUGGUGUAUUGGUAGAUGCAAAAACAGCAGCUAAACUGGUAUUUUCAAGUAUGUUCAAUGGCACAAUCAUGGUGCUCUUGGGUGGAUUUGCUAUUGCAGCGGCUCUGAGUAAACAUGGCGUGGCUCGUGCAUUUGCAACAGUGAUUCUCUCUCAUGCUGGUACUCGUCCUUCUGUGGUCAUUCUGAUCAAUAUGUAUAUGGCCGCCUUUUUGAGUAUGUGGAUCAGUAAUGUGGCUACUCCUGUUUUAUGUACUACUUUGGUCGAGCCUAUUCUUCGUACAUUACCACCUCGAUCAACGGUUGGACCUUGUUUAAUCUUGGGCAUCUCAUUAGCAAGUUGUAUAGGUGGCUUGACUUCACCUAUUUCAUCACCUCAAAACAUUAUCGCUAUCAAUAUAAUGCAGCCAAGUCCAGGCUGGGGCAAUUGGUUUGCGGCAUCUCUUCCGGUGGCCAUCAUUACUAUCUUUACUACAUGGGGUUGUCUUUUGUUAUAUUUCCGUCCCGAUCGAUCUACUCGUCAUUUGAACACUAUUCGUGCACUAGAUAUCGCCUACCCAAGUUUGACUCAAAUAUUUGUAUCCGUAGUGUGUUUGACAACCAUUGGAUUAUGGUGUAGUGAGACGGCAGUUCCUGAUUUUUGGGGUGAUAAUGGUGUGAUUGCUGCUAUCCCGAUUGUAUUAUUCUUUGGUACUGGUGUGCUUUCCAAGACAGAUUUAAAUAAUUUUUUAUGGCCUGUGGUGAUACUUGCUCAAGGUGGUAUGGCUCUUGGAUUUGCCGUUCAAAGCUCUGGUUUAUUAGAUAUUAUCGGUCAUCGUAUUGCUAGUGGAGUGGAACAUCUGGGUGCAUUGGAUAUCGUGUUUAUCUUUGGUAUUAUUGUUUUAGUGUUUGCUACUUUUGUUAGUCAUACUGUGGCUGCUUUGAUUAUUUUACCAAUCGUUCAACAAGUGGGUGAAAAACUAUCUCCACCUCAUCCUAAUUUAUUGGUGAUGGUCACUGGUCUUGUUAGCUCUGUAGCCUUUGCUUUACCUGUUUCUGGUUUUCCUAAUAUGAAUGCUUUUAUGCAAGAAGAUCUUACAGGCAAACCGUAUUUGAAAAUCAAGGACUUUAUAUUUUGUGGUGUGCCAGCAUCCAUCAUUGCAGGUGUCAUCACCAUCCUUCUUGGUUAUGGUAUUAUCAGUAGAAUGAUUAACAACUAGGUUCUGGUCUUUUACAAUUAGUUGGUAUACCCUUUUUAUUUUUUUCCAUUUUUUCACUUUUUUUUUUUU
Molecule: messenger RNA, 2244 nt
Organism: Halteromyces radiatus
Lineage: Eukaryota; Fungi; Mucoromycota; Mucoromycetes; Mucorales; Cunninghamellaceae
Product: Sodium:sulfate symporter transmembrane region-domain-containing protein
Exons: 5
Coding region: 70-2175 (701 amino acids)
Biological process (GO): phosphate ion transport; monoatomic anion transmembrane transport; polyphosphate metabolic process
Cellular component (GO): membrane
Molecular function (GO): phosphate transmembrane transporter activity
Source: RefSeq, a predicted model, not a curated record